AGAAGGUAGGUAAUAAAAUUAUAUAAGGUACUCGUUAAACAGUACCGACAUUCAAUUAGCAACAUGAUUUCGGUGAUAAUUACCUGUUUGAUUGCUUCGACAAUGGCCGGCCGUUUGGAGUACCUGCCCCCUAACCUAGGGGGUACCAUCGGGGGCGGCUCGGGGGCCACUCCGGGAUUCCUGGGAGCCGGUGGUGGAGGAGCAUCGAUUUUCGGGGGCGGUUUCUACUCGUCCGGCCCUCAAAUACCAAUUAUAAGGUACGAAAACAACCCGAACAAAGGGGACGGUUCGUACAACUGGUUCUACGAGACGGGCAACGGCAUCGUCGCCGAAGAAAGGGGCUUCUUGAAACCGUUGGGGCCCGAAGGGGCGCAAAUCGCCGAGGGCGGGUUCUCCUACACCGCCCCCGACGGGCAGAGGAUCAGUUUGAGGUACACCGCCGACGAGAACGGUUUCAGACCGGUGGGGGCCCAUUUGCCGACGCCUCCGCCCAUUCCCGAGGCUAUUUUGAGAUCUUUGGAACAGAAUCGUCGAGAGGAGGCCAGCGGGGUGUUCGACAAUGGGCAAUACAGAUCCGGAUCAGGAGGAUAUAGAUAUUGAUGACACGAUGAAAAUAUUUACGUAUUAUUUAAAUAUAAUGUUA
Phyllotreta striolata is the source of this 643-nucleotide messenger RNA. The record is from the annotation of a GenBank genome assembly. NCBI's taxonomy places the organism in Eukaryota, Metazoa, Arthropoda, Insecta, Coleoptera, Chrysomelidae.